AUGGCGCAAUCUAAUUUUCUACUUGUUGCUGCAAUGGAUUUUGGAACAACCUAUUCAGGAUAUGCAUUUUCAUCUCGCGAAGACUUCAAAAAGGAUCCAUUGAAGAUUCAUGCAAAUCAGGCAUGGAAUGCUGAGGGGAGACAACUCUUGUCACUAAAGACCCCUACCUGUCUUCUUCUUGAUUCUGACAAAAAUUUCUUUGCGUUUGGAUACGAAGCAGAAAAUAUAUAUGCUGAGCUAGUGACUGAGGAUCAGCAUAGAGACUACUUCUACUUUCACAGAUUUAAAAUGAUACUAUAUCAACGAAAGAAAUUGACAAAGGAUUUGAUGAUUGAAGAUAUUUCUGGAAAAUCAAUGUUAGCUUUAGACGUCUUUUCAUUGUCAAUCAAAGCUCUAAAGGACCAUUUACUUAAAACGCUAAAUAAGCAAAUAACUGGUGUUGUCAUAGAGGAUAUUUUAUGGGUGCUGACAGUGCCAGCAAUAUGGAAUGAAAAUGGAAAACAGUUUAUGAGAACAAGUGCCAUGCAGGCGGGUAUACCUUCUGAAAAACUUCUUUUAGCCCUUGAACCGGAAGCAGCGUCAAUCUACUGUCAAUACCUGCCUACUAAGCAACUGUUUGGUGCUGAUCCUGAAUUAGUUGUUGCGGCUGUAGGAACAAAAUACAUGGUAGUUGAUAUAGGUGGUGGUACAGCUGAUAUUACAGUACAUGAAAAAAUUAAUGAUCGAAGACUUAAAGAGACUUGCUGUGCAUCCGGUGGAAAUUGUGGGGGAACUGCAGUUGAUUAUGAAUUUUUUAAUAUGAUGGAGAAAAUCAUGAAUAAGGAUACAUGGAAUGCUUUUAAGAGAGAAAAUCUCGAAGAAUACCUUGAUCUAGCACGAGAAUUUGAAACCAGAAAAAGAGCAAUUAGACCUGAUAAAACUGGACCAAUACAUAUGGUUAUUCCAUUUACAGCAUUAGAUACUAUUUGUAAAGAGCAUUUAAACCAUAGUUUAAAAUCUGCUAUUGAAUCAUCAUCGUUUUCAUCGGUAUUGUCACUUCGAAAGGAUAAAAUGCGUUUUGAAUUAGAUACUUUUAUCAAUUUGUUUAGGUCAACAAUUGAUUCUUUGAUUGCCCUUAUAUCUGACAUCCUUUCUAGGAAAAAUGGCGACGGAAUAACUCAGAUUAUUUUGGUUGGAGGUUUUUCAGAAUGUAAACUGGUUCAACAAGCAGUAAAGGAUGCCUUUCCACAACAUACAGUUAUCGUGCCAAUAGACAGUGAUUUGGCUGUUAUGAAAGGAGCAGUAUUAUUUGGUCACCAACCAAAUAUCAUAGCUCAAAGAAUUUCCCAGUAUACAUAUGGUGUUAGCAAGAAAAAACCGUUUGAUCCUGAUAAACAUGAUGUUAAUCACAUGGAGAUAAUUAAAGGUGAAGCAAAAUGUACCCAUUUAUUUGAAGCGUUUGUUAAACGAAAUGAUACUAUUCCUCCAGGAAAAGUAGUUACGACAAGUGCGAAAAGUCGGCCCAGGGAUGAUGGAUUUUUUAACUUACGGAUUUUUCAAACAGAAAAGGAAAAUCCUAUGUAUACGGACGAAGAAGGUUGUUCACUAUUGGGGUCAAUUAAAGUUCAAAAAACUAAUCCCAAAAUUACUGAAAAAAUUAAAGUACAAUUUGUUUUUGGAGAAACUGAAAUAGAAGGUAAAAUUACCGAAACAGAACAUGGUACAGCAUGUAAGUUUACAUUUGAUAUGAUAUAACAAAAUUAAUCAACACCCGUUUAAAAAGAUGCAUUCACGUAUAUGCUAAAGGACGACAAUAACAGUGGUAAACCGAGGCAAAUAGUAGUCUUUUUAUGCGUUGUAGUGUCAUAACCAAUAUUAUUUUUGUAAGCAAACCGUAACAACUAGUUAAAUCGUAUAGAUUAUCAUAACUGUUCAUAAAAGGAUUUAAGAGGUUUUAAAAAUUGAUUCCAUGUGUAUUCACAGUUAAUAUAUUGUGAUGAAUAAGUCUGAAAAUUGACUGAAAGACUGAACAUGAAUAAGUUAUUUUUGCAGACUUUUCGAAAGAUAUUCAGAUAGAACCAAACGCCAAAAUUUAUUUACUAGGGCACCAUUUAAGAAAAUUUGAACUCAAAUGAAAUCAAAGUUCUAACGAAACUAAAAAUAUAAUUAUAUAAUUUAAUUUUGGAUGUAACACGUCUUUUGAUUGGCUAAAAGUUUUUUGUCUAUCAGCUCUAGACAUAAUUUUGUCCUGUGAC
Mytilus californianus (California mussel) is the source of this 2234-nucleotide messenger RNA. Its product is annotated as heat shock 70 kDa protein 12A-like. Gene Ontology annotation, molecular function: ATP-dependent protein folding chaperone; ATP binding. Lineage: Eukaryota; Metazoa; Mollusca; Bivalvia; Mytilida; Mytilidae. The record is from RefSeq and is a predicted model, not a curated record. Bases 1 to 1734 code for a protein of 577 amino acids. The transcript has 4 exons.